Chrysochloris asiatica (Cape golden mole) is the source of this 780-nucleotide messenger RNA. RefSeq names its product tRNA phosphotransferase 1 (gene TRPT1). Gene Ontology annotation, biological process: tRNA splicing, via endonucleolytic cleavage and ligation. Gene Ontology annotation, molecular function: tRNA 2'-phosphotransferase activity. The transcript is spliced from 7 exons. Lineage: Eukaryota; Metazoa; Chordata; Mammalia; Afrosoricida; Chrysochloridae. The record is from RefSeq and is a predicted model, not a curated record. Bases 1 to 780 code for a protein of 259 amino acids.
AUGAACCCUCCUGGAGGCAGGAGGCUGGAAGCGGCAGGGCCCCGGACUAGAAGGGCCCACAGACCCCGUGAACAGGACCGUGAUGUGCAACUCUCCAAGGCUCUGUCUUACGCCUUGCGCCACGGUGCCUUGAAGCUGGGGCUCCCUUUGGGGGCAGAUGGCUUCGUGCCCCUGCGUGCCCUCCUGCAGCUGCCUCAGUUCCACCAUUUCUCAGCUGAAGAUGUGCAGCGUGUAGUGAACACCAAUGAGAAGCAGCGGUUCACCCUGCAGCCAGGUGACUCCAGCACUGGUCUCCUCAUCCGAGCUAAUCAGGGUCAUUCCCUACAGGUCCCUGAGUUGGAGCUGAUACCUCUGGAGUCGCCGCAGGCCCUGCCCGCUGUGCUGGUCCAUGGCACAUUCUGGAAGCACUGGCCAUCUAUCCUGCUCAAGGGCCUGUCCUGCCAGGGAAGGACACACAUCCACCUUGCCUCAGGACUGCCUGGGGACUCUGGUAUCAUCAGUGGCAUGCGUCCCAACUGCGAAGUGGCCGUGGUCAUCAACGGAGCCCUGGCCUUGGCAGCCCUGACUCUCCUCACAGAUGGAAUCCCCUUUUUCCGCUCCACCAAUGGGGUGAUCCUGACUCCAGGGAAUGCUGAAGGGGUUUUGCUCCCCAAGUACUUCAAAGAAGCCCUACAGCUCCACCCCAUCCGAAAACCCCUCUCCUUGUUUGGUGAUGAAGAGACAGAGUGUCAGCGAGGCCCCAAGCACAGCCCCAGAGGAAGAGGGAUGGUCCAGCAAUAA